AUGAAGUUAAGUUGGUGUAAUAGUAUUAUUUUAUUUUAUUUCAUGUUUUUUUUUACGGUUUGUCUUUCUAACCACCAUAAUAAAAAUGUAGAAAAAAAUGAUAAAAAUCAAAACCAGGAAGGAAAUAUUAUAACAAUAGAAAUUCUUCCUCCAGAUGAUGACCAAGAUAGCUUUGAAAUUAAUGACAAUUUAUUAGAUGAUCUGAUUAAACUUAGUGAUGAAAAUGUCAAAUAA
Messenger RNA from Plasmodium vinckei vinckei, 234 nucleotides. Its product is annotated as conserved Plasmodium protein, unknown function. Bases 1 to 234 code for a protein of 77 amino acids. The record is from RefSeq and is a predicted model, not a curated record. Lineage: Eukaryota; Apicomplexa; Aconoidasida; Haemosporida; Plasmodiidae. The transcript has a single exon.